Molecule: messenger RNA, 1084 nt
Organism: Musa acuminata subsp. malaccensis (wild Malaysian banana)
Lineage: Eukaryota; Viridiplantae; Streptophyta; Magnoliopsida; Zingiberales; Musaceae
Product: auxin-induced protein 22D-like
Biological process (GO): regulation of DNA-templated transcription
Cellular component (GO): nucleus
Molecular function (GO): protein binding
Source: RefSeq, a predicted model, not a curated record
GCCCACCUCCAUGCCAAACACAAGAGCUAAGUCUUUCUCUUCUUAUCACCUUCCCUCGCCCGGAACCCCUCGACCACCUUCCUCAACCACAUCCCUCGACUGCACAAGCUCUUCCUCGAUCCAUCACCUGUGUUGUUGGAGGCCACCACUUGUACUUACCUGAGGAGGAGGAAGAAGAAGAAGAAGAAGAUGGACGGUGGAGCGGACUACAUGGACACAGAUAGCCUCAAGGCGACAGAGCUGACGCUCGGGCUGCCCGGCGGCAGGCCACAGGUGGUUGGCUGGCCGCCGAUCCGGUCGUACAGGAAGAACACCUUAAAGGCGACGAAGGCGGCGGCCGAGGCGGGCGGGCUCUUCGUGAAGGUCAGCAUGGACGGAGCUCCUUACUUGAGGAAGAUCGAUCUCGCGGCCUACAAGGGGUAUGAGGAGCUGAGAAAAGCGUUGGAGGACAUGUUCAAGUGCUUCGAAGGUGGCAAAGGAUCCGAGUACGCCAUCACCUAUGAAGACAAGGAUGGAGACCUGAUGCUGGUUGGAGACGUUCCAUGGGGGAUGUUCACAUCAUAUUGCAAAAAGCUGAGGAUAAUAACCAAGAGGAUCUGAAGACAAUCUUGGGUUUCUUAAGCACGAGGAGGGAAUCUUGUAAUCUACAUAGGGUUAUGCUUCCAUGUUGCCUUGCAAAUGUACAAAAGAUACUCACAAGUUAUGUUGUGGUCAGCAUAGGAUUAUGAUUCCAUGUUCAUCUUACCUUCAAAUGUUCCAAAACAUCAAAAGUUGGAGGACACUGAAAAUGAGAGAAGUCUUGUUCUUGAUAGUUUACAGGGAGAGGAAGAUGGCUGACAAGAUCCAAGAACAGACAUCAUCUUCCAGGGGUGGAAGAAAGAAACAGCAGUACAAGUCCCCACACCUCACAUGUCAGGAACAAGCAUGAGGGGAUUGAAUUCCAUCACCUUAUCAGCAACCAACAGGACACUUGUAUCCUUGGAUAGGGAAAUCUCAGUGCCAGAUGAACAGACAAUUUUACAUGGUGGGUCAGCACCACCAAUCAGUGCACAUCUUAAUUAUUGAGUGAAAUGAUUUUGAUUGA